GCUGCGGGCGGUCGAGUCGCGACAUCGAGUGAGGAUGCUCCUCUUCCGCCUCGUGCAAGACCUCUGCUACGACUUCUGCGACGUCCUCACCGAGGCUCAGGUGCUCCAACUCCUCAACCUGCUGGGCUCAGCACAGAGCAACGCGAUGGGGCUGUCGGGGGAGGGGAGGGAGAGGAUGGGAGCGAGUCAGUUCCUCCAGUGGAUCUACGCGGAGUCAGCGGAGGCGUCGAGGAGCGAGCUGCAGUUCAUGAUCGGCGCCUACCAGACCGCCAAGGGGGACUCGCGGUACCUCGAGACCCGCCUGCUGGAGCGCCUGCUGGAGGUGCUGAGGGAGUACUCGGGCCUGACUUCGCAGGACCAGAGGGGGAAGUGGGAAGAGGAAGAGGCGGCGGGAGUGACCCAGGGGAGCAGGAAGGAAGCGGAGGAGGUGGAGGCUGCGCCCUACCGAGAGCAGAUCCGAUGGAUCCUCGCGCCGACGGUGAUUGUGAUCCUGCAAGGACUGGCAGCACUCGACCAGCAGCGGUUCGAGCGGCUGCUUCCCCACAUCUACCCUCUGCUGUGCGCGCUGGUGGAGGGCAACGACGGGAGAGUUCGAUCGCUUCUCUCCAACCUCUUCCUCCUGCGAGUGGGUCCAGCCCUGAGGAUCAUGAACUGACCUCCUCCUCUUCGACUUGUAAUCUACAGUUCUCAUGUGCGUCAGGACAAGCUCACGGUCUCCUCUCGGUGUCGAAAACUUGCUGUUUCGCUUCGAUAAAGUUCACAUCAUCCGCCA
Molecule: messenger RNA, 772 nt
Organism: Guillardia theta CCMP2712
Lineage: Eukaryota; Cryptophyceae; Pyrenomonadales; Geminigeraceae
Exons: 1
Coding region: 146-655 (169 amino acids)
Source: RefSeq, a predicted model, not a curated record